AUGGCGACCGACAAGAAGGCACCUCUGGGCUCCAUCGAGAACCCGAUCAAGUUCAGGGAUCAGGACUUCAAGACUCUCCUGGAAGGAUGUCUGAAGUCCGGAGAGCUGUUUGCGGAUCCAACCUUUGCACCUGAUCAGAAGUCCAUCGGUAUGCCGGAAGAUCCGGAUCCUAAAAGGGCGAUAAAGUGGCAGCGACCCAAGGAAAUCAGUGAGAAUGCUGUGUUUGUGGAGGGCACGACUGGGACCACUGACAUCUGUCAGGGCCAACUGGGUAACUGCUGGCUGCUAGCAUCCCUGUCCUGUCUCACCAUGCACCCCAAACUCUUUGUGAAGGUGGUGCCACCCAACCAAAGCCUGUCCAAGCCUUACGCAGGGAUCUUCCAUUUCAGGUUCUGGCAGUAUGGUGAGUGGGUGGAGGUGGUUGUGGAUGACAGGCUGCCAGUACGCGAAGGCCGUCUGCUCUUCAGCUACUCUCGCACCCGCCACGAGUAUUGGAGCGCCCUGGUGGAGAAGGCCUAUGCCAAGUUAGUCGGAUGCUACGGAAGCCUGAAGGGGGGCAACAUUUCAGAGGGGAUGGAGGAUUUCACAGGAGGCAUCGCAUACUCAAUGCAGGUCUCCUCUCGUACCCCUCGAGUCCUCUGGAGGUCUCUGACAGCCGCCCUGGCUCGAGGCAGCCUGCUUAGCUGCUUCAUCCAGGCCAGCAGCUACAGCGACAUUGGUAAAGUGACAGGAGACGGGCUGAUAAAGGGCCACGCUUACGCCAUCACCGACACCCACAAGGUAAAAAAAGCAUUGGAUGAGAUUUUGUUGCUGAGGCUGAGGAACCCCUGGGGUUUUGUUGAAUAUCGCGGACCGUGGAGUGACAAGAGUAAAGAGUGGGGUGACGUGGUCAAAGCGGAAAAGGAAAGGAUUGAUCUGAAAAAGAGAGAAGAUGGAGAGUUCUGGAUCAGUGCUGAGGACUUCAGCAGCCUGUUCGAUGUUGUGGAGCUCUGCAGUGUGAAUCCUGACACUCUUGUGGAGGAAACCACACCUGCCGCUCCUUCCUCCCCCUCUACCUGGAACAUCAGUGAACAUGAAGGAUUCUGGGUAUCGGGGAGCUCUGCUGGCGGUAGCCGCAAAUACAACAAAUCUUUCUGGAAGAAUCCUCAGUUCCAGUUGGUUCUCACGGAACAGGACCAGGCGGAAGAGGACGAUGAGGAUGAUGAAGAUGAAGAUGACGAUGACGAUGAGGAAAUAACCCCUGAAGAGAAGAAGAGAGCAGAGAAGCAGAAGGAGAAGGCCAAACAGUGCACCGUGUUGGUGGAGCUUCUGCAGAAAAACCGAAGGAAGAUGACCAAAGUCCACUUCCUCUACAUCGCUUUCCACAUCUACAAGGUUCCUGCUAAGCUUCAGGGUGUGUGUCUGAGCCGCAACUUCUUCAUGACAAAUCGCCCUGUCGGUCGCUCUGGGAAAUAUAUGGCUCAGAGGGGUGCGUGGAGGAAGCUGCAUCUGGAUCCAGGUAACUACAUCAUCGUGGCCUCCACCUAUCGACCCAACCAACCGGGAGAGUUCUUUGUCCGCAUUUUCUCCAAGACCGGAAACACUCUGGGGACUCAGGACUUCACCUGCUCCUCUGGCUUCCUCCAGGUUAUGGCUACUCCCGUCUCCCCAGAGGAUCAAGUGAGAGUUCAGAAGACGUUUGAUGAGGAGGCUGGCCCAGAUGACAGAGUGAGCGCCAAGGAGCUCAUGAAGCUGUUCAACACAGCUCUUGAGAAAGAUUACCAUCUGCCACUGGAGACGUGCAGACAGCUAAUCUUUGGAGAGGAUACUAAAGGGCGCUGCAGUCUCAGCCGUGAACAAACAGGAACCCUGCUGUCCAGUCUGCGCCAUCUGCAGUCCAUCUUUUUCCAGUUCGAUGAAGACUCUUCUGGGACCAUGAGCCCCUUUGAGCUCAGUGAUGCCCUGCAAGCUGUUGGGAUGCAGUGUGAUAACAAGGUUGUCGAGCUGCUGUCUGAGCGCUUUGCAUCUGGAGAGCUUCACAUGCCCUUCCACGGUUUCGUGUCAUGUGUCACCAGGAUGCGCAAGCUUUUUGCUCUGUAUGAAUCAGAGACCAGUCAGGAGGUGAAAGACAGAGGGAUCAACUAUUGGCUGCUUCAGUUCCUGGUGGUGUGAAGAUGCUUCAUGAAGAGGGUCUCCACAUUAGACCGAGCUGAGACACAGCAUGCUGUUGAUUCUACCACAGAGACGACUGUGUAUUUUAA
Anoplopoma fimbria (sablefish) is the source of this 2240-nucleotide messenger RNA. RefSeq names its product calpain 12 (gene capn12). The record is from RefSeq and is a predicted model, not a curated record. NCBI's taxonomy places the organism in Eukaryota, Metazoa, Chordata, Actinopteri, Perciformes, Anoplopomatidae. Gene Ontology annotation, cellular component: cytoplasm. The transcript is spliced from 22 exons. Bases 1 to 2151 code for a protein of 716 amino acids. Gene Ontology annotation, molecular function: calcium-dependent cysteine-type endopeptidase activity; calcium ion binding. Gene Ontology annotation, biological process: proteolysis; negative regulation of apoptotic process.